Molecule: messenger RNA, 1320 nt
Organism: Prorocentrum cordatum
Lineage: Eukaryota; Dinophyceae; Prorocentrales; Prorocentraceae
Source: the annotation of a GenBank genome assembly
AUGGCGCGGAAGGCGGCCCCCUCGCGGGAAGCUCCCGCUGGCGGCGAUGUGUGCAGCCCGUGUGCGGCACGGCGGCAGAGGCGCCGAGCUGGCCAGGCGUGGGCCCGUUGGUCGGGGGACGUGCUCGUUCACGACCUGCAGCGGGCGGUGCGCUUGUGGCGGAGCCGCUACGAGAAGUUGGUGAAGUCGCUGGAGGACCCCGGCACGGCGGAACGCCUGGCGGUGGUGGCGGUGCACCUGAAGGACAUGGUGCACGGCAAGACCAUCGAGUCGCCCGUUGACACGCUGCGGAGGCACGUUGCGCUCCACGCGGCGUCGGACGGCGUGCUCGCUACGUCGAGCCCAGAAGUGGCCCAAGCUUGCGGGGUAAACAUCCCCAGCUCGGGCAGACCUGCUGAGGGCGGCGCCGCGCCCGCGCGGAAAUUGGCCGAGUCCCCGCCCGACACGGCCAUCCCCCGCGCGGGCGCGGGCGUGGCUUCCGCGGAAGCUGCCAGGGCCGCCGGGGCCGACGCGGUGCACGACGGCGAGAUCGGGACGGAGCUGGACGGCCACGACCCCCUGCUAGCGGUGCCGCCAUUCCCCUUGCUCGUUAAGGAGCUCAGCGAUCAUGGCACGAUCGCGACGCACGAGCUCGCGGUGAAGCAGGGCGUGGCUGGCAUGCAGUGGCAGUUGCGAGAAGGAGCUGGUGGUGAAGCGGAGCCCACACGUGAUCAGCGACAGCUCGGAAAUCAGCGCGGCACCAAAAUGGCGAUGUCAAACGCCUGUGCUGAGAUCGCCACGGAGUGGCUGGCGGGCGGCCCCCAUAGCAGGCGGCCCGAGGAGGCGCUCGUGGGCACGAUCGAGCACGAGGAGGAGCACGGCGUGGAGGCGAUGCACAAGGGGCAACUCCUGGCGGCGGCGGCGGCGGCUGCGGAGGCGGACAACGACUCCGCCACGCAACCUCCUCUGCCAACUUGCGUGGUGGACUUCUGGGAGCGCCUGGAGAAUGCCACGAAGGGCAUCGAGACCACCAUGAAGUGGGAUGGUACCCGCGCGGCCAAGCGCGGCAUGACCAUGUACCAAAUCUCACAACUGGAGGCCAUCUACGGGGAGGCCAAGCGGGUGUUGGACGGCUCCGACGACGGGGACGACGAUGAGGCCGAGCUGGAGCGCUUCGAGGUUCAGAAAGCGCUCGAGUCUGCUUGGCUGCACAUCGACACGCUGGAGAGCGAGGGGCCUGUCCAGGCGCCGCCGUGGGGCUGGCGCAUCGCUGCCAUUUCACAUCGCAGUUCGGGGUGCGUCUGCAUGGAAACCCUGGGGAGGGGGCCCGACGACCCCUAG